AUAAAACAUAUCCCUUCAGCUUAGAUUAUGUCAUUGUCAGCAGUUCACUAGACCUAUAAGAUGGGAGUUCUGGAAGUACAGCCGGGUGGCUGGGUGUGGGUGAAAAAGGAUUGUUUCCUUCCUGCAAAUGUUAUUUCCUCGGCAAAUGGAGUCCUGACCUUAAAGAUUGAUAAUGAUGAGGUCGUAAAGGUGAACAGUAGUGACAUGACAACAGAUAAGUACAGCAUAAUGCACCCAUCCAGUUUAACUGGUACCCCUGACAUGGCAUCACUAAGUGACCUUCACGAGGGUUCAUUGCUCCACAACCUUAAAGUCAGAUACUUUUCCAAUGAGAUUUACACAUACAUCGGAUCUAUAUUAGUUGCGGUGAACCCCUAUAAGCCUAUCAGUGGGCUCUACUCUAACGAGAAUCUUGAUAAAUAUAGCAAGUUAUUCAUUGGUGAAGACAAGCCACAUAUCUAUGCAAUUGCUAACGAAGCUUUUAGAAACGUUUGGAAAACUGGAGAAAGCCAAUGUGUUUUGAUCAGCGGUGAGUCAGGAGCGGGUAAAACAGAGAGCACGAAGAUGAUCCUGGACUUUCUAAGUGCGAUGGGAGCAAAGAACAAUAACGGGGAGAAAAGUCUCGUAUCUUCUCGUAUCCUUAGCAGCAGUCCGAUACUGGAAGCGUUUGGUAACGCUAAAACGGUCUACAACCACAACUCAUCUCGGUUUGGAAAGUUUAUACAGCUCUUCUUUGCUGAGGAUGGAAACAUUGUCGGCGGCAACAUCUCUCAUUAUCUCCUAGAAAAGAACAGAACAGUCGGUCAGAACCCCAGCGAGAGGAACUAUCACAUAUUUUAUCAGUUGUUACUCGGAGUACAAGAACCGCUGAAGACUAAACUCUGUCUGGACGACCCCAAAAACUUCAGAUAUGUCUCUGGGAGUAUUAGGGACCCUAACUGCGAGGAAACGCCAGCUGAAUUAAAACAAUUAACAAGGGAUAAGAACGAUUAUAAGGAAGUGCUAACCUCUUUUGAAGUGAUGGGUCUUAGUAAUCAGGUAGUGGAAGAGAUAUUAACGAUACUAGCUGGAAUAUUACAUCUUGGUAAUGUUAGAUUCCAUAUGGACGGAGGAGCUCAGAUAUCUGAUAGAGAUGACAGGUGCGGGAACACGAUGUAUGCCGGAGAUAAUGUCACUGUUGAAAACAUGCAAUCUGUGGAGAAAGCUGCUCAGUUCCUGAGUGUUAACACGGAGCAGUUGAUAGAGUCGCUUACACACAACAAGAGGGAAAUGAGGGGGGAAGUAUUCCUCUCUCCACUGAACGAAGACCAGGCUAUAGGCAGCCGGGACUCUAUAACCAUGGCGGUGUACUCACAUCUCUUCGACUGGAUCAUCCAGCGUAUAAACUCGCGUAUAAAGUCCCCCAAACCUCCCUUCUCCUCAAUCGGUGUGCUGGACAUAUUUGGGUUCGAGAACUUCCAAGUUAACAGAUUCGAACAGUUCAACAUCAACUUUGCGAACGAGAAACUACAGCAGUAUUUCAACAAACAUAUCUUCUCUUUGGAGCAGCUGGAGUAUAACCAGGAAGGAAUACCCUGGAGUGAUAUAGACUGGACGGACAAUGCCGGCUGCAUUCAGUUAGUGGAGAGGAAAAUGGGCAUAUUCUCCAUUAUAGAUGAGGAGAGCAGGUUCCCUAAAGGAACUGAUAAAAGCAUGCUUGAAAAGUUGCACAACGCUAACGCUAAAAACACCUUCUACAUCAAACCUAAGAUUACAGGGUCAGAUUUUGGAAUCAGACAUUACGCAGGUGACGUUGUUUACAACACAGUUGGGUUCUUAGAGAAAAACAGGGGCUCUUUCAGGGACGACCUUAUUACGCUGCUGAAAGACAGUAAAUCAGACUUUAUGUACGAUCUGUUUGAGGGAGUGAAACUCUCAUCAGAGAGAGGAGGACGGGGUAAACCCAAAUCUGCAACUGUAGCUUCCUCCUUCAAAGAGAGUCUCUCUUCUCUCAUGACGACUCUCUCCGCGUCUAACCCUUUCUUCAUCCGUUGUGUAAAACCCAACGCUACAAAACAAUCUAACAAUUUCCAGAACCAGCUUAUGAUCAACCAACUCAGAUAUUCAGGAAUGAUGCAGACGGUUGUAAUCAGAAGGUCAGGAUACCCAGUAAGAAGAUUAUACGCUGACUUCUGCUCCAGAUACCAACCUCUCCUAGCUGCUAUCUACACUAAAGAUGCUAAAGAUAAAGUCUCUCUUUAUCUAACUAAAAACGCGUCAGAGAAAGAGUGGCAGGCAGGUAAAACAAAAGUGUUUAUGAAGGAGACCUUGGAGAAUGUUCUAGAACAACAGCGAGUGAUUAUCUUGGGAUCAGCUGCUACCAUGAUACAGAAACACUGGCGUGGAGCCAUUGCUAGAAUGCACUACAGAAAGAGACUAGAUAACAUUAUCAAGGUACAAAGUAUUGUCAGAGCCCAUCUCUACCGCAAACUCUACCUCCAGACCAAAUCAGCUGCUCUUGUCGUUCAGAAAUACGUCAGAGGACACAUUGCACGACAACUCGUGGCAGAAAUGUGGGCGGAGAAGUGCGCACGUCUGGAAGCAGAGUUGGAAUCACAGCGCCAGGCUCUGGAAGCGAGGCGCGCGGAGAUGGAGCGUCUCAGGAAGGAGGCUCAAGAACAGGAGGCGGAUCAGCUGCGUAAAGAGUUGGAAGAAGAAGAAGCUGCAAGAAAGAAGGAAGAAGAAGAGCGAAAGAAGAUCGAAGAAGAGAGGAUGAGAGAAGCCAUGAGAAAGAUGGAAGAACUGGAAAAGAAGAGACGAGAAGAAGAAGCGAGGAAGCUAGAAGAAGAAAAAAUCAGGCUCGAAGAAGAAAGACUGGAGAAAGAGCGAGAAGAGAAGCGUGCAGAGGACGAGAGAGCAGCAGCAAUCCUGGCUGCCGAAGCUGCCGAGGCAGAAGAAAUGGGCCUGGCAGACGAUGAGGUGGCCCUGGACGAGGCUGAACAAGAGAUGUUCAAACACUUGCAGGAUCUGGAUAGUCACCUGGGAAUGGAGGAUGGAGAACCUGAGCAGGCUAUAGACGAAUGGUGGGACCUGGAGCAGGAAGAUGAAGAUGUGUACGCUAACAUGCACGGACAGGACAACUUUGAUACAAUGAGUGAGGCUGGGGACGGUCCGGAUAUAGAUUCUGAGAACUUAGCUCCUGUUCAUGCAGGAUACCUUAAAGUCCGUGAAGCAAGCAUGGUGAGCAGAUGGAAACAAAAGUUCUGUAUCCUACAGGGAGACUCACUUUUGAUAUUCAACGCUAAACAGGACUACUUGAAAUCAGGUUGGCUACGUAAGAAGGGUGGUGGUAAAGGAACCUUGUCAAGGAGAAACUGGCUGCCCCGUUUCUUCAUUCUACAGAACACUACUCUCAGCUACUUCGAGUUUGAAGGUGGAGAAUCAAAGGGAAGUAUAAACCUACGGCAAGCUGUAAAGAUCCUCGAGAACAAUCUAGAUAAGAACAAGAGUAACUAUAUUGGUAUUGUGACUCCUGAUAGAACUUACGAGAUUAUAGCUGAGGACGAGAACGAGCAUAGGUCCUGGUUAAGAAUACUAAGAGACGUACACGGAACACCUGAUGAGUUGUUACACACGAUGAAAGAGGAGAUGAACCCUAGAAACGCUAUAGCGAGUAUAGAUCUUAUGGAGCUAGAGAGCUGUAACCGGAUAGAAGACAAGGCAGAGAACCACGUGUUUUGUGUUAUAACUAAUGAUAGGUUACACUACUUUGCUGCUGAGGAUAGUGAUGAGAUGUUCAGGUGGAUAGACCUGCUCUCACCCCAGGAUAUAAACGUGAAACAAAACGCGCUACAUUCCGGCUACAUGACACUAGUCAAGAACAAGAUUAUCAGGAGGAAGGUGUUUGUGUCCCUCACUGAGAAAGGGUUGGAGAUGUCUAAACGUAGAGAUGGUCCUGUUGAAGGUAAGAUCUCGCUCCACUCCCUGUGUGUGGUUACAAACCCAGUGGAAGAUGGAGGGGACUUCUGUUUCUACAUUCAUGUCAGAAAGAGGUCUUACUACUUUGCUGUUAAGACCAUGUCAGAGGCGAACCAGUGGGCUGAUGAUAUCAGUGAGGUUAUCACAAGCAAGGAACAGUUCCAGACCCGCACAGAACGUCUUAUUGUUGAACUGAGGAACUUACAAAGUGACGAAAUAGAUAGUGUUUACAGAACUAACGCCAUACUCAGAUACACUAAACCAGCUAUACAAACACCUAUACUUGCUCUGCCUUAUGGACCAUGCUCCGCUACAAACGCCACCUCACUUCAAGAACAAGCUGUCUCCAUCUACAAGUCAUUCCUCAACUACGAGGGAGCAACUUCUCCUGUCGAUUUUAUAGAAACACAGCUGGGACUAUUGUUCGACUCACCCCUGCUGAUAGACGAGCUGUACUGUCAGCUGAUAAAGCAGACUAGUUGGGUGCGGGAUGUGGACAACCCGCAGAAUCUGCGGUAUUGGAUGUUCUUGUUGUGUGUUCUGAUCACACAUACACCCUCCAGGAAGAUACUCAGGUACCUGAAGUACCACGUGCAGCACAACACUUGCAAGUACUCCGGUACGGAGAUGUACAAGUUUGCAGUGUACGCAGAGGGGCUCCUCUCUUCGGGGGUGAAACAGAGAGAGUACGUGCCCAGCAGGGAGGAACUGAAGAAACUCAUGUUCCUCAAGGACAUGCCUGCUAGCAUUAGUUGUUACGGUGGAUGGAACUGUAAGAUCGCGGUAACACCCACAUUAACUGCACGUGUGGCAGUUGCGCGGCUCCUCAGCGGUAUGGGGCUCAACCCACGACAUAACAAAUACGCCCUGUUCGAGAAACAGGGCAACAUUUACAAGGUGAUAGAAGAUAGAACACUGAUGUCCGACGUUCUAGCCAAGUUCGAGCGUAAAACAGCAGGAGAGGGCUGGGUUGUCUUUUUCAAACUUUUCGGGAUCGUAGAGUUCAACAUCUCUAAAUGUGAUCCGCUAGAGCUUGUGUUUUUAUACGAGUUUGUUUGUGAUCAGAUUAGAAGAGGGCUUUGUCCUGAUGACAAGGUCUCCUUGACUGAACUAGCAGGGUUGAGAUGUCAGUACCUAUACGGAGACUACAGCCCUGAGAAGAACUUUACCGUAUCAGAUAUCUACAAAGUAACCCUCCCUGAGGUUAAGUACAGCUCGUCUAGGAAGAACACCGGUACUUUGAGAGGACUGGGGACGUUGGGUAAAGGAACUAUUCGCAAACUCAAGGACCUGUACACAGACACAGAGAGGGAAGAUGAGUUGCUGAUGCAGGAGGAAGUGGAGAAAGUUAAGAAUACUAUUAACGAUUAUUGGAAAACUAAGGCUGGGCUUAGCAAAGGUGCUGCCCAACAAGAAUUAUUGAAGGUCACAACCAGAUGGCUAGCUUUCGGGUACGGAAUAUUCGACGUGCUCAUCAUCGACAACAGGUUCAGGGAGACAGAGUUAUGGUUAGCAGUCGGACGGAAUGACAUCGCUAUUUACCCUCGACAGAAGAGCUUACCUCUUGAAGUCCACACUUACGAUAGUAUUAUCAGCUUCGGGGCUCCUCAGGUAAAUGUGUUCAAGAUAACGAUAGAAGGCCACGCCCCACUCGAGAUGAACACUCCAGAAUUUUUAGACAUCGCCCGGUUAAUGAAAACCUAUAUCGGCAUCAUGGUAAAGAUGAAAAAAGAGAAACAUUAAAGUUAAAUAAUUAAAUAUUUGACUGGUUGCUAAUGAUUUUAUUAGAUAAUUAGUCGGUUAUAUAAGACUGAUUUCUAUAUAUUUAAUGUUGGUAAGGGUGUGGCUCAGUUUGUUAACCAUUUGAGAUUUAUUAAACUAACAACAACGACUGGAAAGUACAGAGUCUAGGCUGUCAACUAAAGGUAUUUUGAGAUUAUCCCGAUCCAACUUAGGCAUUAUUCCAAUAUUUCCCGGAUCGGAUGCCUUACAGAGCUAAAAUUAUGUUUGAUAGCACUUAAUAACAUCUUUACUAAUGUGUUCUUGAAUGAAUGCUAUUGUUGGUUAGACUGGGUAUAAUAAUCCUAGUUUGUUAAAAUUGUUAAUAUGACUAAGCUUUAUACGUUCUGUACGACACCAUUUGUAUUAACCUUCUUUUAAAUUUGAUAUUGUUUUUAAGUAAAUCGAAAAUUUUAUCUUAAACAUCAUUAUUGAUCUUUUUGUUGACACAAUGUUUAUGAAUUAUUUUAUUGUCAACUUUUUACUUAGUACCGCGUCAUAUUCAUAUGAUUUUCUGUUUGUAUUGGAAGGAUAUGAUUAUUUAUAUUGAUAUUAUUGGUUUGGUCGCGCCCGAAUACACUAAACUCCAUAUCUUAACAGCCGAGAAGUUGCGAAGGUCGAUUAUUUUUAAUGAUUUAAUCGUAAAUAUGAGCCAAUCAGAAUAGUAGCCGAUUACUCGAUCAACCAGAUUCUCAUCUGUAAUUUAAUUGAAAAUAGCAAACCGUGUAUUUAAGUAUUAAGAACAUGAUGUAAAUUUUGUAAAUACACAUCUUUCCCUGGUCAUUAAUAACAAUUUGAAACAUUUCAAGCUCGUCUUCUUUUGAUUACAUUAAUGGAAUUCUUUCACAGACGAAUAUUCGUAAAAUGGUUUGGGCACAUGUUUUGAAAUGAAUUGUGAUGAUAGAUUAUCAGAUACAUAAAAUCUGUUGGUAAAUCGUAAUUUUAUUGGUAAAAAUCGCAAUUAAAGAAAGAUGAUAAGGAUUUUGUUAUUGUAGGAAAGUCGUCAAAUCAUUUAAACAGAUCUUGAAACACAUGGCUUCUUUAAUUAAAACUAAAAGAUGAUAUAAGUUACUAAUACAGCACUGUAUUUACCUAUGAAGUAAUUAUUAUUUACUGAAUCUGUUAACCUGCACAUUUUAAUUUGGAUUUUGAAAUUA
Molecule: messenger RNA, 6893 nt
Organism: Bolinopsis microptera
Lineage: Eukaryota; Metazoa; Ctenophora; Tentaculata; Lobata; Bolinopsidae
Product: unconventional myosin-X-like
Exons: 47
Coding region: 61-5700 (1879 amino acids)
Cellular component (GO): cytoskeleton; myosin complex
Molecular function (GO): ATP binding; cytoskeletal motor activity; protein binding
Source: RefSeq, a predicted model, not a curated record